AUGGCGGCACGGAAACUCCAGCAAGAGAUUGACAAAUGCUUCAAGAAGGUCGCCGAGGGCGUCGCAACCUUUGAGAGCAUAUACGAGAAAAUUAUGCAGACGGGCAAUCCGUCGCAAAAGGAGAAGCUGGAGGACCAGCUGAAGAAGGAGAUCAAGAAGUUGCAGCGAUCGCGCGACCAGAUCAAGACAUGGGCCGCCAUGUCGGAGAUCAAAGACAAGAAGCCGCUGCUCGACCACCGCAAGCUGAUUGAGACUCAAAUGGAGCGCUUCAAGGCUGUCGAAAAGGAGAUGAAGACCAAGGCCUACUCCAAGGAAGGCCUGCAAUUAGCGUCCAAGAUCGACCCCAAGGAUAAGGAGAAGAUGGAGAUGGUCGAGUUCCUGCAACACAUGAACGAGGAGCUGGAGCGGCAAAUAGAAACCAUCGAGGCGGAGAUCGAGACGCUGCAGGCAAACGUCAAGAAAUCAAAGAAGGGCGACAACUCAAAGGCGGAGCGGGUGACGGAACUAGAAGAGUCGGUCGAGCGAAAUAAAUGGCACCAAGGGAAGCUGGAUCUGCUGCAAAGGGCGCUGGAGAAUGGAAAUGUCGAAACGGACCAGGUCAAGGAGAUCGAAGAGAGCAUCAAAUACUACGUGGAGAGCAACCAAGACGCCGAGUUCAUGGACGACGACACAAUAUACGACGACUUCAACCUGCAAGAGGAGGAGGCCAUCUUUGGCUUGGGCGAGAGUCUCGAUCACGUCUCGUCACACGAAUCGCAGUCGAUAGCGGACGACACCCCGGAGACGGAAGCGCGGCCACCACCGCCGAAACCAAAGGCAACAGAGGCAGUGCAGCAGGGAGCACGACGGCCAUCGACACAGAUGAAAUCGCCAUUACCUGCACUAGCGACAUUACACACGCCCCUGCCGGGAGCAUCGAGUACCACAGCAAACGCCAUGAAGCCCGCGCCAUUACCCACACGUACGCCCGGCGAGCCACUGAAGUACGCCUCGGCCGCCGCUGCUGCUGCUGCAAGCGAUAAGAAUGGAGUGGGCAUUGCUCCGUUGCCCCCACCGCCGGGAGCGGCCGCAGCACAAUCUGGUCUGGCUCCAGGCGCCCCACGGACAAGUGCAACUACCUCGCCUGCAACAACGCAUUCCCAGCCAGCCUCGCGUAUACAGCCGGCAGAAUCAGCACAGGCCUCACCAGCACCUGCGGCAAGUAUACCCGCGACGCCUGCGCACGACAAGGAAUCGCUUUCGCGAGCCGUCUCGUCUGAAGAUGCCUCAAAGUCCAGCAGAAGGACUCCGGCCCCUGAGCCAGUAGAGGAGGAAGGAUUGCAAGUUGCUACGCCGCCCUUAACGAAUGGCGAGUCACAUGCCGAAGACGAAGAAGAGGAGUCAGUCUACCACCUCCCUUCCAGCUUACAGGAUUUGCUGGAUUCAUUCGAGGCCACCAAGAACGACAUGUCUGCAUCUGCAUCGAAGCCUCCAAACGAGCACAUGCUCGCAGCGUCCAUGACUACUGCUCCAGACUCUGCAGAUACCGAGGCGCCCCGCCACUACCGCCCCCAGAAUCCGUACCCGUUUACGCCUGCCCACUACCCGCAAGAACCGUUGCCAAUCUUCGAUGAUCCCCGCUUGUACUCUCGCAUCGAUACUGAUGCUCUCUUUUAUGCAUUUUACUACCGUCAGGGAACGUAUCAGCAAUAUCUGGCAGCAAAAGCAUUGAAGUCGCAAAGCUGGAGAUUCCAUAAGCAGUACCAAACAUGGUUCCAGCGCCAUGAAGAGCCAAAGGCGAUAACCGAGGACUAUGAGCAAGGGACAUACAGGUUCUUUGACUAUGAAAGCACGUGGAUGAACCGUAGGAAAGCAGACUUUCGCUUUGCGUACAAAUUCCUGGAAGACGAGCUAUGA
Messenger RNA from Pyrenophora tritici-repentis Pt-1C-BFP, 1896 nucleotides. Its product is annotated as NOT5, CCR4-NOT transcriptional regulation complex, NOT5 subunit. The record is from RefSeq and is a predicted model, not a curated record. Lineage: Eukaryota; Fungi; Ascomycota; Dothideomycetes; Pleosporales; Pleosporaceae. Gene Ontology annotation, biological process: regulation of DNA-templated transcription; nuclear-transcribed mRNA poly(A) tail shortening. Gene Ontology annotation, cellular component: CCR4-NOT core complex; P-body; nucleus.